This is a messenger RNA of Lactuca saligna, 519 nucleotides long. NCBI's taxonomy places the organism in Eukaryota, Viridiplantae, Streptophyta, Magnoliopsida, Asterales, Asteraceae. The record is from the annotation of a GenBank genome assembly.
AUGUUUAAAUGUUAUGUUUUUCAAAUUGUAGGUGAUGAUUCAUCGUUACCUAUUGAAGCUUCUCCUUCGGAUGUUAAUAUCAUCUUUUCUGAUCAUCUUGCGGAAUGUAGCAAAAGUAAUGCAUCAAGUUGUGAAUCAGAACAGUUCAGAAAUGAAUGUGAUUCUUCUAAUAAUGAUGAUAAAAUGUUUAUUCAUGAGGUUCCAGAUGAGAUGAAGCCAAAAGAGAAAGAUGUUUAUAAUUCUUUGAAGGAUGGUGUUGAAUUUUACUUGCAAUAUGCUAAAGAAGUUGGAUUUGAUGCUAGUAAGUCAACAAUAAAACGUUCUAAAGGAGAAAUUUCACUUAGAUAUGUGAUAUGUAGCAGAUCAGGUUUUUCUGAAUGUGUUAAUAAUGAUUCUAACAAUGAAAAGCAACCAAAACUUAAAAGGAAAACAUCAUCAAGGAAGAUGGGAUCUAUAACUCUUAUAACUUUCAAGUGUGUUGCUUUUGGUUCAUUGCAAUUUUAGGUAUAUAAGUUUAUG